UUCAUUGCGUUCGGUCUGCCAAGUUCCUUUGACUCCUUUAACACUUUUAACUCCAAACGACCCUUUUAGCGUUCGGUUUAGUCCGAUUAGUGACAGUUUAACACGCUUAAAUGUCAUUUAAAAGCACCCUAAAAUUUGUCCCACUCCAGCCCCUGACUAUCCGAACUCGCCUAAUAAUACAAUCCACUACUAUAUUUUUUUAUUAUACAAAGUAUUUGUGAUUUUAUUUACAAUAAUUAAUUUAUUAUAGAUGGCUCCAAAAGGAUAUAUGACUAGACGAAUACAAUUUUCAGCCUGUCACAGGUUACACAGUAUACAUUUAUCUGAUGUAGAAAAUAAACAAAUUUUUGGAAAAUGUAAUAAUUUAAACGGACAUGGGCAUAACUAUAUAGUAAAGGUGACACUAUUUGGUGAAAUUGACCCUACAACUGGAAUGAUAAUAAAUAUGACUGACUUAAAAAAAUAUAUGCAAGAAGCUAUUAUGAACCCAAUGGACCACAAAAACUUAGAUCUUGAUGUUCUUUAUUUUUCUGACAAACCAAGUACUACAGAAAACCUAACGGUCUUUAUCUGGAAUCAAAUGAAAAAAGUCAUGGAUAAAUCUGAAUUGCUUUAUGAAGUAGAGGUGCAUGAAACUGAAAAUAACAUUGUGAAAUACAGGGGAGAAUAACAAAAGUUAUGCAUUAAUAUUUAUUUAAACACUUUACAUUUAAUUAAAACUAGAUCACAGGUAUUUAAGAUAAUGAAGGUGAUAAGUUGGUGUCUAAAACAUUUGAUUUGUAUUUUAAUUUUUCUACAUUAGCUGCUCCGUUUAAUGUUUCUUCAUCUAAAAGCCGUUCUCUUCUUUGUUCUUGAAUAGAUUCUGCAAAUAGUUUUAUUUAUAGGUAAAUUA
Molecule: messenger RNA, 892 nt
Organism: Psylliodes chrysocephalus
Lineage: Eukaryota; Metazoa; Arthropoda; Insecta; Coleoptera; Chrysomelidae
Source: the annotation of a GenBank genome assembly